AUGUCGGCGGCGGGCAAGAAUGUCCUCAUCGUCGGCCCAGGCUUCAUCGGCUGGAACGUCCUCGACCACCUGGUUCGAGAAGGCUACAAUGUGACUGGAUUGGUCCGACGCGCGUCCCAUGGGCAACAGAUCCAGUUCUGCGGAGCGAAAGCCGUGGUGGGAGACCUGAACGACACCACCGUCAUCAAAACCCAGGCCCUUCAGAACGAUAUCAUCUUCCACACGGCAACCGCCGACCACAAGCCCAGCGCCGAGGCCGUCUGCCAGGCCGUGGCGGAGCGUGCAGAGCAGGGGAAGUCCACCAUAUACAUCCACACGUCCGGCACUAGUGUCUUGGACGACAACGCGCGUGGCGAGUUCAAGGGCGACAAGGUCUACCACGACAACAACCGCGCCGAAAUAGAUUCUGUCCCGGACGACGCGCCGCACCGUCAGAUCGACCUGACCAUCCUGAAAUACCAGAAAGACAUCGGCGACAAGGCCAAGAUCGCCAUCAUGAUUCCACCGUUGAUCUACGGGUAUAACCCGCAGCACCGACGAUUGACGAUCCAGAUCCCGACCCUCACCCGGUUCGCCAUAAAGCACGGUUUUGCGGGACACCUGGGGAAAGGUUUGGCGGUCGAAUCACAAAUUCACGUGCUUGACCUGGCGCAGGCGUAUGUGACCUUGCUGCAUCACAUGGAACAUGCACCGGCCCAGGAGUUUCUUGACAACCCGUACUUUUUCUGCGAAAAUGGUCGGGAGGCUUCAUGGCGUGAAGUCGCAGAGAUGAUCGGCGAGGGCCUCCACAAGGCUGGCAAAAUCAAGGAUCCAACGCCAAAGACCAUUCCGGAGGACAUGUGGGGUGACCUCUUCGGGGAGUAUUCCGCUGCAGUUGUCGGGCUGAAUAGUCGGAGUCGAGCGAUCAGGUUGAGGGAGCUCGGAUGGGAACCCACACAGAGGAGUAUGGAGGACAGUUUCCAAAUGUUCGAGUUGGCCGAGAUAUUGAAGGAAGAAGGGGCCGACUUCCAUGGAUAUACUGGAACAGCCGCCUCAUAG
Molecule: messenger RNA, 1038 nt
Organism: Fonsecaea erecta
Lineage: Eukaryota; Fungi; Ascomycota; Eurotiomycetes; Chaetothyriales; Herpotrichiellaceae
Exons: 1
Coding region: 1-1038 (345 amino acids)
Source: RefSeq, a predicted model, not a curated record